CAGCCUCCGGUCGGCGAGUCUUGAUUGCCCGGAGCGCGGCAGCUGGGGAAAAACAAGACCAAGUCGGCGGGGAGCGGGUAGUCGAUGGCGGUCGGGCGGCGGCGGUGGCGGUGAUGUUUGGGGCGCUGAAAACUCCCGUGCAGAGUCGCUCGAAAGUCACUCAGCAGGUCUCAAUGGUCGGGAAGGGUGUGAAACGGAAGCGCCUUGCCGAAGGAGGCCUGGACUCCUUCCAGAAUCUGGCCGACUGCCCGCAGUCCUACAGCCUCAAGCGCCAGCUGGUGCUCAACACCUCGUUGAGUAAGAUGCAGAGCGGGCGCGCGCUGCCUGAGCUGAGCCUCCGGCGCACCGUGCUGAUCGCCAACACCCUGCGGCAGAUCCAGGAGGAGAUCCGGCUGGAGAGCAGCCAGCUGGUGUCGGCCAUGGAUUUGGAUGUGGGCGGGGCAGAGCAGGGCAUCCUUCGGGAGCCCCUGCCUUCACGGCUGACCACAGAGAGCUAUCCGGCCAGCUUUGGAGACGGCCUCGAGGACUACAUGGCCAUUGCCUCCGACGAAGACUUCUCCCUGUCCUCCGCCAUUAACUCCAUUCUCCGGGAUCUCGACCUGGUCAUCGACGGGAGCCCACCGUUGUCGUCCCCGCAGGACGCAGUGGAGACAAUGGACCUAGCAGAGGAAGAGGGAGCUCAAUCCUCAGAGCCUCCCAGGCCCCUGGAGUCGGUGUUUGGCAGCUUUGAGAUCAUGAGCUCCAACUACCUCGUUGGUGUGACCUUGGACGACCUCUUCCUCGACAUUGACACCUCCGUGUGCGACUGCGACGUAGCAGGCUCAUCUCCCAGCGGCCGGGUGGCUCCUCCAGGCCCGGCUGAAGAUUCGGGCAAGAGCUUCCCCUUGUGCAAUUCCUCGUCGCUUGGGGCCAGUCCGAGUUUAAGGACGGACCUAAAUGACCUCGAUCACAUCAUGGAAAUCCUGGUCAGUUCCUAAGGAGCCAUUAUACUGUGACAGGACACUAACUUCCACUAGCCAAAGAUGACGCCUCCCACCUAAUACCCCACUCUUUCCCAUCGCCCCCCCAGAAAAAAAAAUACCCUCUCUGACUUGCUGGAGGGGAGAUAAACCAGUCCAGCCCCAUGGCUCACAUUCUACUCAGGGCCCUCAAUCAGCAUGGGGCAACACCUGUUAUUUGGUGCGGGGAGGUGGAAGGGACGAGGCUGUAACUUUUUAAAACAAUCGGUUUAGGUACUCCCAAAAUCAUUGAGCGAGUGUUCCUCGAGGCCACCGCGCCAAGUCCCAGGUAAAGCAGAUCAAGGAUUUUUCACCUGGAAAUGCGGUUGGGAGAUAUUUUUUAAACUUAAUGAUCGUAUUGAAUGUGCAUUUUCUCUCGGAAGUCUGCUUUUUAGUUUCUCUGCGAGUUCAGUUUUAAGGCUUUUAUUAUAAAAGAGAAAAGGGAAGACAGAUCCUUUUCGCGUCUCCAUUUGAACAUGAAGAAUUAAGAAUGAAGCUGGUCCAGAUAUAAGCUGCUGGAAACCCUUUGCAGAGAUCUGGCUAUCAUGUAGAGGGGUCUCCUGCCCUCAUCGACAGAACUCUUUGUGUCUCUUUCGUGUUCAAACCACACUGCUGGAUGAAUGAGGUUCGGAAAUGCGUCCACUAGUUAGUCUUUGAGCUGCGUCUCACAGAUCAGAGAGCAGAGGUUGGUUUUGGACUCAACGGUCUUGAUGCUGUGGGAACUCAGGUCGUUCCAGUAUCUGCGUUCUCUUCUGUUUUAACCUGACAAGACACUUGGAGACUUCGCACGUUUGCUGAGCUGAGGCCAUUAUCCUGCUUCCCACUUUGCCUUUCUCUCGGUAUGACCUCCACAGCCUAAAUUUGCACUGUGGACAUUUGACCGUCUAAAGGGGCGAUGUGUGUGUGUUUUUUUUUCAUUUAAGCCUUGCCCCACAGUCAUCCUGCUGCUGUGGUCCCGAGACGUCCUCUGCCUUAAUGCCCUGCGUACUUCACACGGGGAAACGGGAGACUGCUGUGGAGGCUCCUGCCUUUGUCCCGGAAGUGCCAGUCUCUCGUGUUAUACAGUCCAAAUGAAGUCACCGAGCACACUUCUUUUGAACGAAGGCUUGCUGUAGGGAAAAUGAAUGAAAGUGGGCGGCCUGGCAUAAAGAGAAAGACCGUGUCACCCUUUUGUGCAGCUUUUGGAUUCUCUGAGUGAUGCGGUGCUGGAAUGGCCCUAUAGCAGGGGUUCCCAACCAUUAACCGAGAGCCCGUGGACCCCACGUUGGGAACCCCUGCCCUGUACUGAUUAUUUUUGUUCUGGUCACUCAUUUUUGUCUACAUUGCAUUUUUUUUAUAUAUACCACUUCGUGCAAGAUGUAGGGUGCAAUUCUUCCAGUAACUCAGUUUUUGAUCCUCUUCAAUACAGGGGAGGGUCUGUACCAUUCAGUAUUUUAGUAACUUUUUUAGGGUGUCUUGAAUGUUUUCUGAUGUAUUAAGAGUAUGGUCGCAGCUACGCAAAGCUGUGUUUCUUCUGUUUUAUAAAAGAUAUUAACGUUAAACAGCCAUAAUUGAUGUUUCAUAACCGCACUACAGGCACAGUUAAGUAUUUUUUGACUAUUUCAUGAUGUCACACUGUAUGGGUCAGAGUUUAGCAGUAAUUAAGUUGAAUAUUUCUAUCAGUUGUAUAUGCCACUUAAUUUGUCUUCCUGUGUGAAUUUUUUUUUAAGUGGGUGGGUGGUGGGUUCUGAUCGAGUGUAAAUUAAUACUGAAGGCAGCUUGCCUUUCCUGAGCCACUUCCAGAGUCUGCUUCUUGUGUGGGGGGAAGCUGAGCGGCAAAUCUAAAGGGAUUCAGCGGAUGAACGUGUUCUUCCUUAAAAAGGGCUAGGUUUGGGAUCAAGAACGUGAGGUCAGCUCUGCGAGGCAUGGUUUCUGUGCUGCAGCCUUCAGAAAAUCGCGAAGCAAUAAGUGUUUUAACGCAAAGGCGAGGGAAGUGCCUCUGGGGUCUGUCGAGCUGCAUGUCUGCAUGCUCCCGGUCGCCAAUAGGAGAGUUUACCGACUUAUUCUUGUGGCAGCCUUACAGUUACUGUUUAGCCCCCCCCCCCCCAGAGUGGUGUGUAUUCCACGCAUUUGAGCAGUACAAUGAGUGGUCCCUUUUGGGGAGUGGGAAACUAAGGUGUACAUUUAAGACUUUUUAAUUUUGUUCUGCCACUUUAUCUAUGUUGGGUUUGCACCUGCUAUCUUGGGACAAUAGUAAAUGUGACUUUUUAUGAAACUCCUUUUCAUUACUACACUUGCCUGCUCUUCCUGCAUGGCAAUGCUUCACGAAGAGUAUUCUGAAUCUCAAAAGCCAUGCUUUGAUUGUGGGAUUUUUACCCUCUCACUUGUCAGUAAUUGUUUUUGUAAUCUGUACAAGACUUGUUUGUGCACAUGUGCUGUCUCCAAACAUUUCUAGCCAUUUGCCUUGUUUCUGGAAGCAAAGGAAUUGGGCAACAGUGCCGAUUCUGUACCAGUCACUUGGAAUGGUUCUUUAUUGAAUAACUGCUCUCCCCCUCCAGAUUGGCAAUUUAUCCCUGCUUUUGCCGUUGUGCUGAAGUCACUCAGAGGGUUUAGUCGUCUAUAAACUUUGCCCAUGGCUCCACCUCAUGGCCACACCAAUAUUGGAAGCACUGCAUACUUAGAUUGUUCUCCACAAGCUUACUUUUCAAUAUUGUUAUUUAAAAAGCGGUCGUUUAACAAAGGUGUAAACUAAAAUGGGGCGGGGCACAGUUUCAUUCCAGGCUUUAAAGUUUAUACAAAUGUAACUAAUAUUUCCCCCAAUUUUAAUUGUGAGUUGCUGCAAGUAGACAUGGACUACCUUAUUAAAUGUGGUCCACAUUUUUACGGGUUGGAUUUGACCAUUAGUGACUGUAAGGAAUACCUAGGAGAAAGAGGAACCAGUGGAAAGCUUGCCAAGGUAGGGUAGUGUUUGGCACAAUGCUUCAUAGUUGAACCCCCAACACUGUCUGUAAGAAGUUCAUACAUCCUUCCCAUGAGCAGUGUGCUCCCACAGUCCAAAGGUUUGAUUGGUCAUUGUAAAUUGUCCCAUGGUUAGGCUAGGAUUGAAUAGGUGGGUUACGGCUUGUCUGGCCGGUAGGUCCUGUUCUGUGCUCUAUCUAAACAAAUAAGUUGCAAGUUUAAUUGGUCAUUGGUGUCAAUGGGGUUGACACUACCUUUCCAAGUUGAUGGCCUUUUUCCUGUGUCCAUUCCAGGUUGCACAGACUGAUUCCUCAUCUGUCAAGGCUGUGGUUGGCAGGGUCGUCCUGUAGCAGGGGUCAGUGACUCCAGGUUGGGAACCCCUGUCCUUGUAGCAUACAGCCGGAGAGGGAGACUUUCCCGUACUGUUUACAAUCAUGAUAGGUUCAUAUUGCUCAUGGCUACCUUCAUUCCAUUGUUUUGGUGCAGAUUCACGUGUGAUUUGCCAGCUGCUUGCUGCUUUGCUCCAAUGACCGUUCUGUAUUCGGUGUGAGACGAGCAAGUUCUGCUCCUCAUACCCAGAAUAAAAGAUCAGUGACUGAGGGUACCAUAAUGCUUUUAUUUUCCUAUUCCUAUAUUUUUUAAUUUUUUUGUGCAGGACUUCAGAAGUCAUAUUUGUGUUUGCAGAGAAACGGUGAUGUUGGAAGCUGUCAGCUAUGGAAAGUGAUAAGCAAGUUAAGGUUUCAAGUGGGUCCAUUCAUUAACUAAUGUCUCUUCCCAAGCAGACUGACCUUGUGUAUCUCCACAUUCCCUAUCUUGUUCUGCUUGGUAGAAGCUGACUCCUGUCUGCAUGGACUUUUAACUGGAGAACGCAGCUGUCAGUUUGGCAAUGUGUUGUCCUUGCUUCGCGAUAUCAAGGACCGUGAGUCAGAUUAAUGCUGUUGAUCAGUAACAAUGAAAGGCCCAGUGUGAUUGUUGGAGAGCCAGUGUUCAAAGCAAAGUCUUGUGCACAUCAAGUGACAACAAUGUUGAGUUGAGAAUUAUGUGAAUUUUAUUUAAUGUGAAUAGUUAUAUAUUUAUGAAAAUGUUUAACAUGAAGUUUUGCUUCAACGCAGCAAGUCUUUUAGAAUAAGUUGACACAUCCUACCUGUAAACAGUUCCACAUAAACCCAGCACAACCCUCAAAUGUAGAUUUUUUUAAAAGGGUUUUUUUUGGGAGGGGAGUUGAUGCCAUUCAUAAUGUCCAGCUCCUCUCCAGACUUCUGUGACUUGUGAUGAAUCUUACUGAUUCCACUUCAAUCCUCACGUACGCUUCUUGGAAAAAGGAGGUACUACCCUGCCUCAGUGUGCGGGUGUGUGAGGAGACCUGUUGAACUGUUAGCUGUGGUGUCUGGCUCAAGUCUGCUGUAUGGUGCUUGUAUUAUAAGAACCCCCACCCCUCCCCAUCCCCUACGAGGGCAGGGAAUGUGAAGGAUUCGGUGACUUUGGGCUCACAAGGUGUUUGCUAGUGAGACUGCUAACAGAACACCUGUUUGGUUUAUGGUUGUGCUGUGGUUUAAGGUAUCAACCAGAUUGUGGUGCUGCUCAAAUGUCUAUGCAAUUACUGUCCAAUACAAAAUGCAGGUAUUUACAGUUUCUUAAAUAAAACCUUUAAA
This is a messenger RNA of Hypanus sabinus (Atlantic stingray), 5587 nucleotides long. RefSeq names its product SERTA domain-containing protein 3-like. Gene Ontology annotation, molecular function: transcription regulator activity. The record is from RefSeq and is a predicted model, not a curated record. Gene Ontology annotation, cellular component: nucleus. The transcript is spliced from 2 exons. Lineage: Eukaryota; Metazoa; Chordata; Chondrichthyes; Myliobatiformes; Dasyatidae. The coding region runs from base 114 to 977 and encodes 287 amino acids.